Molecule: messenger RNA, 2082 nt
Organism: Marchantia polymorpha subsp. ruderalis
Lineage: Eukaryota; Viridiplantae; Streptophyta; Marchantiopsida; Marchantiales; Marchantiaceae
Source: the annotation of a GenBank genome assembly
GCCAGGAGGAGCCAGUGGAGGGAGGGCGGGGGAAGAAGGGCGAGCAGAGGAGGGUGAAGAAGGGCGGAGAAAUGAAGAGAGAAGUCCAGAGGAGAAAUCGAGUCCUACAGCGGUGCCGGCCAUGGCGUCAUGCAGCAGAAUUGCACAAUGCUGCGUAUGCACCUUGUUUCUAGUGGAUAUUCGCCCGGUGUGUCCUGCAGCAAGAGCAAUAGAGGUGCAAGAAGUCAAAGUUCUGUUGGGCUCGGAACUUCGACUGUCCACGACUCGCGCGUAUGGAUAGGUCGUUGUUCGAGUCGAGGGGGAGGAAGAGGAGGAGGUUCGGUUGGUGUAGUAGGGUGUCAAGCCAGAAGAAGAGGGGACAAUUCUUGGCUGCAGCAGCAGCAGAGGAGAGAGGAGCAGCUGCAGGCACGAGCGAGGCAGAGUUUACGAUUGAGGCAGUCCAGAGAUAGUACAGAUCGCUCAUGCUUUGUAGGAACGAUGUCCAAAAUGAAUCAGUCUCUGCCGAUCAGCAUGCCUCCGACUUCUGCUGCUCUCAAAGAAGAGCAGGGUCGAAAGACGCAGCGCAUGACCAGGCGAGGUGCUUUGGUAGCUCUUUCGUACAUGGGUUGUGCAGUGAUGCUUGUGAUGUUCAACAAAGCGGCACUGUCAACGUACAGAUUUCCAUGUGCAAAUGUUAUCACUGUGCUUCAGAUGAUAUGCUCGACAGCACUGCUCUAUGUACUGAAAUCUUUGGAUAUCAUAAGUUUCGCGGGUGAAGGGAAUGGGGCCGUGGAAUUAGCUGCCGAUGGAUUCGUCCCCUUACGAACUCUUAAGCGCACAUCACCCCUUUCAAUAGCAUAUUUAUUUUACAUGGUUGUUGGCAUGGCAUCAAUCAGGGGUGUGAAUGUACCAAUGUAUACAACCCUUCGAAGAACGACAGUUCUUUUCACUAUGGUGAUGGAAUUUUUCCUUGCAGGCCAAAAGCAUUCGUCACCAAUUGUAUCCAGUGUAGGUUUGAUCGUCCUGGGAGCAUUCAUUGCAGGAGCCAGAGACUUAUCUUUCGACACUCAAGGCUACUUGAUCGUUCUUUUGUCAAAUUUAACCACAGCAAUUUAUUUGUCUACUAUCUCUCGACUAGGCAAAACUACUGGACUCAACAGCUUUGGACUUAUGUGGUGUAAUGGUGUUAUUUGCGGACCCAUUUUAUUCCUUUGGAUCUUGGUCAGCGGCGAGCUGGGAAGAGCUCUUCAAUUUCCAGCUGUUUUUUUCCCAGGAUUCCAGCUGGUGAUCGUGUUGUCGUGUAUGAUGGCCUUCUGUUUAAAUUAUACCAUUUUUCUCAACACGUCUCUCAACUCUCCUUUGACACAGACCAUGUGUGGUAACCUGAAGGAUCUUGGCACUGUUUUAAUUGGUUGGUUAUGGUUUGGUGGGCUACCUUUUGAUUGGCUCAAUGUCAUCGGCCAAUUUUUGGGCUUUGUUGGAUCAGGCGUGUAUGCAUAUUGUAAACUGAAGGGGAAGUAGUUUGAAUAGUUUUUGACGGAAAUUUUUUGAGGUUACACGAACAGUCGAGGCAAAACACCCUCGGCAGAUCAAAAUUGUAAAAUUACACACAGCAUCCCUUUUGAGGCCCAUGUACUUCCACCACAUUUGAUGUCUUAGCAUUAUGAAUUUUGCGGUGGAAACGUUGGAGCCCAGCAGCACAUCGUGGGAACGGGUAGAGAAGUAGAGGUUCUUAGGCACAAAGGACCAAGAGUUUCAGAGUAUGAACCGCAUCUGAGUUCAAUCCAGUACAAGAUCUCUUGGUCACAAAUACAUUCUUCCCUACCCGCCGGCAUAGUGGCGAGUGCGCAAUCCACUUUUAUUACCAUCUGACGAGACCGCCAUCAUUCACAUUACAAGAAGGAUCAUUGACAGGAUGAGUAUACCAGAAGAUCUCGGACUAUGAGCAGCCAUAGCGAACCCACAUUAUUGGAAACGGAAGAGAAAAAUUGUCUGGUGUAACCUCCCAGCUCUUUCUGUAGCAGAAUUCCCGGAUUAGUUUCGAAAAUAAAUCUUGUUAGUGAAAGGCGUCGUGAGCUUCCCAAUUGUAACGUUUUUUUCGUC